This is a messenger RNA of Eimeria acervulina, 1635 nucleotides long. RefSeq lists its product as hypothetical. The record is from RefSeq and is a predicted model, not a curated record. The coding region runs from base 1 to 1635 and encodes 544 amino acids. Lineage: Eukaryota; Apicomplexa; Conoidasida; Eucoccidiorida; Eimeriidae. The transcript is spliced from 6 exons.
AUGCCUUCUUCGUUUAAACCUACAGAAACAUACUACCUCGAUGCAGCCACCAAGAGUCGAGUUUGGUAUUUGAUGGGGGCCUUGAAUCGAGGGUCUGCUCGCGGUUCUUCUGCUGCUGCUGCAGCAGCAGCAGCAGCAGCAGGAGGAGCAGCAGCAGGGAAGGUGUCUCCUUUGCUGCCUUCUGAAGUGUCUCCUUUUCUUUCUGCUGCACUGUCUCCUUCUCCUUCGUCUUUUUCGCCUGCUGCUGCAGCACUUGGGUCUCCGUUCCACCCUAUGCUGUCUUUCUACUCUUCUUAUCGUGUCUCCAGGCUGCAGCGCAUGCAGCCCCAAACAUUUAAACGCCCUCUCUCUACAGCAGCACAGCAGCAGCAGCAGCAGCAGCAGGGAAUACCGCUACUGCCAGCUGCUGCUCCUCGGCUUCGGCCCAGCAACAGCAGCAGCAGCAACAGCAGCAGCAGCAGCAACAACAACAACAGCAGCAGCAGAAGAACUCAGCUGCAUGUGCCGCCUAUUGAUUUAAAUGUUUCAGGUGUUGCUGCUGUGAUGCAGCAAAAAGAAAGACCCCAGCUGCGGAGACUCUCCCGCAGCAGCAGCAGCAGCAGCAGCAGCAGCAGCAGGGAGGUUGGUGCUGUAGAGGCCGUUAGAUUAAUCGCAACCCCUGCGGUAGCUGCUGAUGCUUCUUCUUCUGAUGCUGCAGCAGCAGCUGCUGCUGCUGCUGCUAUUUUGUCUCCACAUGCUGCCGCGAAAGCAGCAGCUGGAACGACUCGAGCAGCAGCAGCAGCAGCAGCAACACCAACGGCUACUGCUGCUGCCUCCCCACAAUCAGCAGCAACAGCAGCAGCAGCAUUUGCAUCUAGCGGGCCGCCUGAACCUGGUGCUGCUUCUGCUUCUGCUUCUGCUGCUGUUGAACCUGCUGCUGCUGCUGCUGCUGCUGCUGCUGCUGCUGGUACGGAGCUGCCGCGUUUGCUGCUGCCUUCUGCUGAGUAUGAUUGCUUCAGCCCUUGGAGACAAUCAGCUUUAUUAGCAGCAUUAAGACUGCAGCACGUGCAAGCAGCAAAGGAAGCAGCAGCAAAGGAGACAGCAGCAAAGCACAUUGCAGCGGCGGAAGCCUUCUGCAUGCACUCAGAGCUGCGCAGACACUCCAACCCCACAUCCUCUACCUCAUCGCUCAUACAGCACCCGGUAUAUGCUGCUGAUGCUGCUGCUGCGGCUGAUGUUGCUGAUGCUGCUGGUGCUGAUGCUGAUGCUGCUGCCGGUGCUGCUGAUGAUGAUGGUGAUGCUACCACUGAUGCUGCUGCUGUUGCACCCGCGGAUCCCGCCGAGCAGGAGGCUGUUUUGUCUCUUGUGCAAAACCCAAGUGUCUCUAGCUUGUCUGCUGCUGCUGCUGCUGGUGCUGCACCUGCUGCUGCUGCUGCUGCUGCUGCUGCGGAGACACCUGAGCUGCGCUACUGCGCCUUUGAGAGUCGCCUGAAGUCUGAUCUGAGAGAAAAGCUGCACACGGAAAUUGCUUUGCAGCAGAUUCUGGCUGAAGAUGACCAACGGUGUCUGGAAGCUGUGAGAGGGAAGGAGUCUGUGAAGAGGCCGCGAAGAAACUUAAAAAAGACAAACAAAAAAAAAGCGAAGGGCCGUCUAUAA